This is a messenger RNA of Lytechinus pictus (painted urchin), 3143 nucleotides long. Its product is annotated as dehydrogenase/reductase SDR family member on chromosome X-like. The transcript is spliced from 9 exons. Lineage: Eukaryota; Metazoa; Echinodermata; Echinoidea; Temnopleuroida; Toxopneustidae. The record is from RefSeq and is a predicted model, not a curated record. The coding region runs from base 501 to 1490 and encodes 329 amino acids.
AUUCCAGUUGUUAUCUAGCCUUUGUAGCAUUUUAAAUUGUCUCUUGGCUCUAUGAUAUUUCUAUGACCAUGUACCACUGUAAACCGUCAAAGCAAAAACUCUGGUGUUAAUUGGUGUACAUAUAUAGGGAUGGGGAGCACCAGUCAUUUUACUCUGUUGAUAACAUUUGGUGAUAACACCUAUAAGGCCUUUGGGUAUUAUUGCAACAGAUUUGAUUAUAUAGCGAGUGGCGGGGGGGGGGGGGGGCACAUCAAGCCUUGUGAAUUCCUUCUGCACGAAAAUAACUCAAAUAAGUAUAUGUAUAUUGAGAGGGACACACCCCCACCCGCACUCCUGGAUAACUGCCUAUUCCAGUUAUUAUCUAGCCUUUGUGAAUCAUUUUUGCGUGGAGACAUCUUCGAAAAGAGGGAUUAUUGGUAUAACAGACAUAAUAGGAACAUAACCCAGACGUAUUCACAAGCGUGUUAAUAAGGAAAGGUGCUCAAUUUUCUUUCGUCACAAUGGGGACUACUCUGGCAUCACAAAGCGCCGUUCCAGACGUCGAUCUGUCCCAAAAGACUGCCAUUGUAACCGGAGCCAACACGGGAAUUGGAUAUGAUACUGCUAAAACGUUUGCCCAACUUGGAGCCAAGGUAAUUUUGGCAUGUCGAUCUGAAAGCAAAGCGAAAGAAGCGAUAGAAAGAAUGCACAAUGAGCACAAAGAGGAAAAGGCAAAUGGGAAGAAAACCAAGUUCAAAAUUAAGGCCGACGACCUUGAUAUUGGAUUCAUGGCCCUUGACCUCUCGUCUUUAGAAAGUACGAUGAACUUCGUAAAGGCAUUUAAAGCCAGGAAGACCCCUCUUCAUAUACUAGUGUGUAACGCUGGCAUGGCAUACGGAGGAGAAGUGAAGACAGUUGACGGUUUUGAGAUCCACUUCCAAGUCAAUUACUUGUCGCAUUUUCUCAUGACCCUUCAUUUACUUCCGGAAUUGAAGUCGGCGGGCCCUAACGCUAAGAUCGUAUUGGUGUCUUCAAUGGCCUAUCGCGGUGCACGAUGGAAAGAGGAUAAUUUGCAGGCAUUAAAUAGGGACCAACUCAGCAAAUAUGGAUUUACUAAGCUGUACCAGAUUAUGGAGAUGUUCACACUGGCCGACAAGUUGAAAGGAUCUGGGAUCGAUGUGUUUUCGCUGCACCCUGGUCUUGUAGAUACAGAUAUAACAAAGAAAGAUAAUCAGGAGAUAGCUUGGUUGAUGCGAGGUUUAGUGAGCGCACUAACUUAUAUGGGGCUUGCCCGAACCACUUUUGACGGAGCCUUGACAACUAUCCACGCCGCAAUCAACCCGGAGUUUGACGGCAAGACAGCAAUUUACUUGGAAAACGCAAAGGCAGCCACUCUCCAGAAUCCACUUGCGACGGACAAGGAGAAGCAGGCAUUUCUCUGGAAAUACAGCCUGGAUUGUCUGAAGGGUUACGUCACCGAAGAUACGCUUAAAGAACUGACGUCACAAUGAAGCUGAACCUGGAUCCUCGCUGGCAUGUCUGGUGGAGAAGGUCACACGGGCCUAACAACAACUGGCAGGCCAAAGAUAUUCAUUCGAGCUAACACAUUUUUAAAUUUGAUAUUGCUGAUUGACAAAAAUGAAUGAAUAUGAUUGACAAUCUAACACUGAUUUUAGGGAGGGUAAUUCUUUAUUCCAAAUUGGAAAGAUAUAUCACUACUUUGGAACUAUUGUUUUACUGGCGGAAGAAUUGGGGCCAUUUUACUCUCUCAAGUGAUGAAUUUGAUCCUGUCAGGUGUAGUCUUCAUAAAUGCCGAUUUAUUUUUAAAAUGAGCCGGUCGAGGUACCCUUUUCUGGUCAAAUAUGGAAUGUCAGACAUAAAUCCUGUCCACUGGUAGUAAACAUUCAACCCUCGAAUUUCCUCCUUAUUUGUUAUGAUUUUGUUAAGUGCCACUUUAACACACGAGUCUACGGGAAAUGAAUCAGGCCUGUGAUACCAGAAAGGCCAUUGUGAAUGAUCAACGCGCGGAUGCAGGAUUAUCAAUUACCUGUAGAAAGUUUCACAUGAACUACUGAAAGAAGAUCAAAUCACUCCUCAUUCCUGAGUUGGUAAAUUGCCAAUUCGUCUAUUGCCAACUCGUCCACACAUGUCUAAUGCCAUUCCGUCUAGCAACAUUUCGUCUAGCAACCAUUUGGGUCCAAUAUUCACUUCGUCUAAUCAUCAGUUCGUCUAUGAACAUUUCGUCUCAUAACCAGUUGGUCUAAUAAAUAUUUUUUUAUUUUCAUUCAUUUCGCCCAAUUAACACUUAGUCUAAUUAGACCAAAUGGUAUAUAGACCAAAUAUCUAUUACAACAACUGGUUAUUAGACGAGAUGAUGAGUGAACGAAAUUACAAUUAGACCAUGGGGAUAGUAAACGAACUUAUGGUAGACCAAGCGAUAGUAUAGACGAGUUGGUAAUUGGACGAAUUGGCAUUAGACCAAUUGAAAAUAAACCCCUGAGCCGAUAUUCAGAUAAUAACUUUGCAGAUUAGGCCUAAAUCUAAUCACGAUAUGGUUUAUUCUUGUUUCCUUUCGAUAAAAAUGAUAAAGAUGUCAACUUUAAUUGUACAAGGUGCAAGUAAAAUGGGUUAUUAAAUUGGUAAUUUUAUCAUCAUGCUUAAGAUCUGACAAGAAGGAACAGAGCUUCGAUGACAUAUUAUCAGUGUAUCUACAGUGUCGCAACAGUAGUACCUCGAUAUCUAAGAGAAUUCAGUGUGCAAGGCCAACUAUGCGAAUUGCCCCUGUCGCGGGAUAGGCAAACUGCUAUUAUCUAUCGUCUUUAAGAUGUUCUAACACAUGCCAGAAAUACAUAGAGAUCAUUCCAUUAAGGAUUUUCUUACUUUUAUAAAAAUUAUUUACCCCUUUAAUGUUUGUUGGAGUUGUGUUAUACACAACGAUUUAUUCCUUUCCCCUUCAUUUUCAUGACAAAAGGAAUAUAGAUUCUUCCUUAUCAUACACUAAUAUAUUCUUUUAAUGGUAUAACAUGUUCUUCAGAUUGAAACAAUUGGUAUGGAAAAUAGAAUGGUUCUUUAAUAAUGUUAUUUUUUCCCCAAUAUUACUCGAUAUUUUUUAUUUUGUAUAUGUUAUAUCAAAUGAAUAAAGAAGUGAGCAUGGUCAUAAUUAU